This is a messenger RNA of Lineus longissimus, 2950 nucleotides long. RefSeq lists its product as uncharacterized. Bases 105 to 1778 code for a protein of 557 amino acids. The record is from RefSeq and is a predicted model, not a curated record. Lineage: Eukaryota; Metazoa; Nemertea; Pilidiophora; Heteronemertea; Lineidae. The transcript has 4 exons.
CAGCUGACACUAAUGCAGUGACCUCAUCGGCCUUGACCUCUAAUGUUGACAAAAUGAUGUGUGAUUGUGAAGUUAUUUGCUGAUUAUAAGUGCGUUGAACAACAAUGGUGCAAUACGGAAAUCGUAAACGACCGCAUCCUAUUGUGGAUAUUAUGGUUGGGAGUCCAAUUAGGCGGAAAAUAUUCCUGUACAAUUGUGCUUUGGCAUUGUUCAUGGUGACAGUUUGGUACUAUUGGAAUGGAGGAUUGUUACCCAAUUUCAACCGGCCAAGAAAAAUGACGUCUGACAUCAGUUUGAAUACCUACUUCAAAGCUGCUGCAGAUGACAGUUAUCAGGUAUCUUUUGCAAACCAUUUGGAUAGCGUCGGAUCACUGGAGGAGGCUCUCCACUCUAAUGCCAUGAUGUUAGAGGGCGAUGUUGUUUUGAGGUACCAAGGAACCAGUAAGCAACAGAUGACCCCCGUGAUGAGUCUCCCUCCUAACACAGACAGUGAUGUCACAUUCAACGACUGGGUGGACAAAGUCAUCACCACCAAGGGGAAGGGCAUUAAACUCAACUUCAAAUCUAUUGAGCCUGUGGAAGUGAGCUUACAACAGUUGAAGAGUCUGGAAUCAAAGUUGCAGUUCCCAGUGUGGCUUGGUGCUGACAUUCUCCUUGGUCCAAACUGUGUGUGCCACAAGAAGUCCGGCACCCAGCCUACACCUCGCUGGGAUCUCCCUGUCGAUCCAACACGCUUCCUGCGUCUCGUCACGACCAUGUUUCCUCAGAGUACUCUGUGUCUAGGCUGGACGGCUCAUUAUGAGAAAGACAAAGACAAUGGUGGAUACACAUGGCCCAUGGUCAUUGACAUGUACAAUUACGUCCAGAAAUGGAAUGCACAUCACCAGCCUUCGGUGUUUUCAAUCCGUGCGCCUCUCAUAAGAAAAUCUGUUGCACAGAUCAAAUGGUUGUUAGACAUGACCGGAGCUCAGCUUCAUAUCUGGGCAGAAGCAGAAGACGAGUUUGAAUCCUCCUUGAUACUCCUGCUUCAAAUAAUGCGUUCUAAAUUUCCCAAGAUUCAGAUCUUCUAUCAGUUGCCUGAACAUAUAUCGGGACGAUUUUCAGACCAUAUUGAUGACAUUCAGGCUGGAGCGCUACCUAAGGACUGGUCUGAACUUCAGCUGAGAAGUUUCAAUGCAGACCAAUGGAGUACAGCAGGUGCUGCUGCUAAUAGUGACAAGAACUUGUUAUAUGGUUCUGAGGCAGUCGUCAUGGCAAGAGAGAAACAACCAGUUUUCAUCAUGUCAAAAGAAAUCUAUAAAAGCACUAAAGAUUAUCCUUUGCAUGUUUCUGGGAAGGUCACUUUUAUAGAACCUGAGCAUUCAGAUGAAAAACAGGAAAAAGUUGAUUCUGGAUUAGUGAUUUAUAUCCGUGCAUCCACCGAGUCCAAUCCGCUGACAUUAUCUGGUAUAAAAUGCUUCAUCGCUGUGAAAGCUGGUGCAGUUCUUUUCAAUGUGACUGCUAAGACAACUCUGGGUAAAGAGAUAAAGCAGGAAGGCCAGCUACAAUUGGACAAUCAUUGUGUACGAUUUGAUGUUGUUGAUGAAAUGAAAACCGUCUAUUUAAAAGUCAGCACACUUGUCGAUUGUGAUGACCCAAUAUCAACAGCAGUCAAUGAAAAAUCGAGCAUUUUAUUGGAUCUAGGUGAAGUAGAUGUUGAGAAUAAAAAUUCUCGGGUAUAUUUGGAAACUUUAGGGGUAAAUAAGCAACUUGUGAUUGAUGAGUUAAAAAUAAAGUGAAAGUCUACUACUACCUUACUACCUUACUAAAUGUAGUCCAUGAAGCAUUUCUACUUUUCUUAUUUUCUUAUAUUUACCAUAUUUUUGAAACUGCUGCUCUUAUGAUGAGAACUGUGUACUUGAGAACUGUCAUUUGGUCAAUCAUAAUACUUAAUGUGACAGCUUUCAGAUUUGUAUGUUACACCAGGCAAACCAUAUGUUUAGGAUGGCCAAAAUAUCUCAGAAAGUUCAACUGCCAGGCACACGUUUUCAUCAUUAAAAUAAAAUUGUAUUUCCUCAUUCUAAAAAUUGCACAUUUUGCUGUCACUGUCUUAGUCUUCCACAAAGAAACAUAUGCACUAAAGUUUGUUCCUCACCUUUCUAAUAACUUCACAUUGUGCUAUAUAUUGCUUAUAUAAUGUCAUUGUAUGUGAAGUUGGGAAGUUUAGUGAUAUAACCUAGUGCCAUUGGCACAAUCAUUGAAUAUAGGAACCGAUGAUUUGGCAGGGUGUCACUGUCAUAUUUGAGCCUGCCUGUGUGAUCAAGUGCGUCACAGGCACACUCUGCUGGACAUGUACGAGAGGAAGAACAGUCCAAUGGUUACGUCCUUUGUUAUUUAGUAUAAACCCGGCGGCACGUUUUGGUGCUACCAGUGUAUUUCACCAUGCCCGAGUGGUACUGAAAUACCUGGCAUAACAAAGAAUAUUAUCAAUGGAUUCUUCUGUGCACUGGUCGUCUACUAUAUAAAUCAGUUUUACCAUUAACAGGCUUUGUUUACAAUGCGCUUUUAUAACGAGCUACUUGUCUGGGAUGCAGUGUAGUGUACACUGUUGUUGUUUUGUGUGUACCUUUUGUCAGUAGGUAACUCUAUUAACCUAUAGGAGAUUUAUUUAGUUGUCAUAGUGGAACAUUCUUUGUUUACAGUGGACAUUUACAUGUAUCCACUCAUUCUUAUACACAUAUAUAGUUGAUGUUAUUAUCUUCAUUGUAAGCCCACCGUCUGACACCAUCAAAAAUGAGUAAAACCAUUGUUAUAGGCCAACCCAAAGCACCACUGAUCACUGCAGGAGUAAUACAUGUAACAAUGUAGCAAGCAUUUAUCUUAUUUUGCAGUCGAUCACUAACAAGAAAUUCACAACUGUCUAUUUUAAACGCUAACAGCUUUUUUGUUGAAUGAAAUAAUAUAUUGAACA